Salmo salar (Atlantic salmon) is the source of this 1883-nucleotide messenger RNA. RefSeq names its product protein tyrosine phosphatase mitochondrial 1 (gene ptpmt1). The record is from RefSeq and is a predicted model, not a curated record. Gene Ontology annotation, biological process: protein dephosphorylation. Gene Ontology annotation, molecular function: phosphatidylinositol-4,5-bisphosphate 5-phosphatase activity; phosphatidylglycerophosphatase activity; phosphoprotein phosphatase activity. Lineage: Eukaryota; Metazoa; Chordata; Actinopteri; Salmoniformes; Salmonidae.
UAUUUUAUAGCUCGAGUGUCACCUGCAAAGUUAUUGCGUUGCCAUUCAAUAUAUGUUGAUCAGUGCAUUUUGAUGUAAGUUGCCUCUUCGCCAGGUCUAAGGGAAAAACUACAUUUUGAGCAGCAUGUGAAACGAAUUCUGAGAAGUCUGUUGUUCAACACCGUCUGAAACAAGCAUUACACAGAUGUUCAUGUUUCUCAGUUGAUAGUUCUCAGGUUUUGACAGCUGGCUGAUCCUGCCCCAUUAUCUGCUUUUAGAGAAGUUGAUGAUGAGUAUGACAUCUCCUCUCCAAGGCCCAGGAAUCUCCGAUUCAAACUAGACAGCUCUGCAAUCGUUAUGUUGAAAUACGUUUGUUACUGAGCAACUGUCUUAAUUUAGUCCCAUUGAGGCCGAUAUUCAAAUAAAGGUCUAAAUACAAAUGUACACGCAAUCGAAAGAAUGCCUAUUCACUCACAUCCCAAUGAUCCCGGAUAGCACUAACCAUACUGCCAUGCACAAGUCGGAAGUCUACAACAGCUCAAUACAUUGUACAUUGUAGGUGCCGAAUAGUGUUGUUUUUUUCCCCCUGUUGCAUGUAAAACAUUUUUUUAAAUCCUUUUUUGGAAGUACAUACCGGCCGACACGGGAGUACAUUUAGACAGUUGCUCAUCGAAACCAUACUUUUGGUCAAUACAGAACGUAUUUUUACAUAACGCUUGCAGAGCUGUCUAAUUGCAGUUUGAAUCGGAGUUUCAUGUUAGAGACGAGACACUCAUCGCUGACUUUUCUAAAGCACAGAUACUGGCUGGUGCAGACAGAAAAUGUCAGGGGGGUAAUAACCAUGAACGAGGAAUAUGAAACAAAAUACUUCUGCAACUCAGCUGAGGAGUGGAAAGCCGAGGGGGUGGAGCAGCUGCGACUCAGCACAGUGGACCUGACCGGUGUGCCCAGUCUAGAGAACCUGCACAGAGGAGUGGAGUUUGCACUCAGUCACCGGGAAAAGGGCUCCAGUGUGUAUGUCCACUGUAAGGCUGGACGCUGUCGCAGUGCUACACUAGCUGCUGCAUACAUCAUACGGAUACACUGCUGGAGUCCAGAGGAAGCAUGUCAGAUGUUGGCCUCUGUCCGACCACAUGUAAUAAUUCGUUCUUCACAGCUGGAGAUGCUUCGGCGGUACCAUCAGCAAGUCUGUGGCGGGGAUUCCAUUUAAGAGUGAGGCUGCAAGCAUACUUAUUGCACUUCUACAGAAACUAAAAUUAGCGUUUGUCAAGACAAACAAUAUGCUGCUUGAAGGGAUUUUUGACCUUGAGCUCAUUCUUUUACAUAGUUUUGUUACUCAACUGGAUCAAGUGUAUAUUGUAUAAUUCUCAAAUGUUGUAUAAUUCAAGUGUCAUCACAGCUCAUCAGAACAUGGGGUAUAAUAAAUUGCCAUCCCCAUCAAAGUACUGACGGCUGGGUGAAGGGGGUGUAUUUAAAAGCAUGUUUCCACAGAUUUUUUUUUUCUUAAUUAGGACAUUUGAUUACAAUUUCUACGUUAAGAAAAUGUGUUAUUUUCAUUGUUACUAAUUUCACUGAUUGUUUGAUAGUGUUCUAUAUGGGUUGUAAAAACAUAUUGGAAAAGAAUGACAUUAUUAUAGAAGGAUAGCUAUUGAUACUUAAUCCAUUGAAACAUAACCGGAGUGAACACGGGGCCUAAUUGUCUGGAAAGCCCAUGUUGAAAUGAGCGUUUGAAUCAGGAAAGUUUACUCACGACCUCUACCAACCAGAAUGUUGAAUGAAGUGAUAUGUUAACGUACUUUAGCGGUUCUCUGUGCAGUUGGUCGUUUUGGCAGUAGGAAUGUGAGACAAUAUCCACAGGAAAGUAUAAUUAUGCCGAACAAAAAUAUAAAAUGCAGCUUGUAAAA